AUUUCUGAAUUGUUUCCUUCUGCUCUACAUGUAUUGCUGCUUCUGUUAUAUCUUCUGAGUUCAUACACAGUGUGGCAACCGAAUGAAGAAUCUCGAUCUUUCACUCAGGAAUGGGAGUCGCAAAAUCGUAGGAUGCCGGUGGUGAUGAAGAUGACUUGCAUGCAUCAAAAUUAAUUUGCAUAUAAUAAAAUUGCUCAGCCAUGUCACCUGAUUCUAGGACAAAACUGAUCACUAGCUUGACCACAAGUGUGCUUCCGUUCAUGAUAGUGAUGAUCGUAUAUGUCAUCUAUUGCAAAAUAUGUAUUUACCAAAGGCGCAAACCAGCAAAAGUGACAGAACUGGGAAGUGGGAAGAACUCAGACUCAGAGUUUCUGACAUAUAGAAUGGAUAAGUUUCUAAAUGAUAUAGAAUCAGAAAAGCCAAUCAGAUUCACAUCACAUCAACUAAUGCGUGCAACAAACAACUACUCCACCAUGUUGGGAUCAGGAGGUUUUGGAUCAGUUUAUAAAGGAACAUUUAGUGAUGGAACUGUUGUCGCAGUGAAAGUUCUACGUAGUGGCAUUUCUGACCAGAGAAUAGAGGAUCAGUUCAUGGCUGAAGUUGGCACAAUCGGAAAAGUUCAUCAUUUCAAUCUGGUUCGCCUCAUUGGAUUCUGCAUUGAAAAGGAUAUGACAGCUUUAGUUUAUGAGUACAUGAGCAAUGGUUCUCUUGACAAAUAUCUGUUUAAUGAAGAAAAGGCCUUAGGAUUUGAGAAGCUUCAUGAGAUUGCAGUUGGAACAGCCAAGGCGAUUUCUUACUUGCAUGAAGAAUGCCAAGAAAGGAUCAUCCACUAUGAUAUAAAACCAGAAAAUAUCCUUUUAGACGAUAAUUUGUGUCCUAAAGUUGCUGAUUUUGGUUUAGCCAAGCUUUGUAACAGGGAAAAGUCUUAUGUCACAAUGACAGGUCUGAGAGGGACGCCAGGAUAUGCUGCACCAGAACUUUGGAUGCCUUUUCACGUAACUCACAAGUGCGAUGUUUUUAGCUUUGGAAUGUUGUUAUUUGAGAUCAUGGGAAGAAGAAGAAACUUUGAUGUGAACCUCACAGAAACUCAGGAAUGGUUUCCAAGAUGUGUUUGGAAAAAGUUUGAGAGCGAAAAUCUGCAAGAGUUGAUAAGCGAUUGUGGUAUUACAGGUAAAAAUGGGGAUGUAGCAGAAAGAAUGGCGAGGAUAGCAUUUUGGUGUGUUCAGUACAGACCAGAAUUGAGACCCACAAUGAGUGUUGUGGUGAAAAUGUUGGAAGGGUCCAUGGAUAUCCCAAAACCUACGAACCCAUUUCAACACUUGAUGGAAGAAGACCUUCCAAUAAUCAAAGAAGCACAAAAGGAUGAUGUUAGCAUUGAUGUUAUCUCAUCUCUCGAGGUAACAAAAUCUUCCAUUGUAUCAUCUCUUGAGAGAUCGAUAUAGAUUUCCAUCCAAAAUCAUAAAGUUGAACUCCUGUUGAUAUAUGGCUAGUGAUCUCAUUCUGUUAGACGUAAGCCCACAUUAAGACUAGCA
This is a messenger RNA of Neltuma alba, 1532 nucleotides long. Its product is annotated as G-type lectin S-receptor-like serine/threonine-protein kinase At5g24080. The transcript is spliced from 3 exons. The record is from RefSeq and is a predicted model, not a curated record. Gene Ontology annotation, biological process: protein phosphorylation. Bases 201 to 1442 code for a protein of 413 amino acids. Gene Ontology annotation, molecular function: protein kinase activity; ATP binding. NCBI's taxonomy places the organism in Eukaryota, Viridiplantae, Streptophyta, Magnoliopsida, Fabales, Fabaceae.